UCUUAACGGUUAGGUGAAAGCUACGCUGGUAAUGUUUACUUCUCUGCUACAGCGGCGUGUGAGUGUGUGUGUGUUAUGAGGUGGCUGAACAGAUGCGCUAUGUAACGCCGUUUGACUUUUAUUUUUCUUGGUUUAAACCACACGGAAUUGUACAAGUCGACAGCGCACUGGUGAUACACACAGCAAAGGAAGAAGAAGAAGAGAAGAAAAGAAGAAAAGAAGAAGAAGCUCUGUUUGAAGAAGCCGCUGAGAGGAGGCAUCCAGCGUUCAUGAUGGCGAUGUUCCGCAGUUUUGUUUCUGCUGCUCAGCUCAGACAGCCUCAUCCCCAGCCCCAGCUGCAGCAUGGAGAGAGUCUGGAGAGCCAGUUUUCCUGCCCCAUCUGCCUGGAGGUUUAUCACAAACCCGUCAGCAUCGCCAGCUGUGCUCAUACGUUCUGUGGAGACUGCCUUCAGCCGUGUCUCCAGGUGACGUCUCCUCUCUGUCCCCUGUGCCGCAUGCCUUUCGACCCCAAGAAGGUGGACAAAUCUUCCAGUGUGGAGAAGCAGCUCUCCUCUUAUAAAGCGCCAUGCCGAGGGUGCAGCAAAAAAAUCACGCUGGUCAAAAUGAGGUCACACAUCUCAUCUUGCACAAAGGUGCAGGAACAGAUGGCCAACUGCCCAAAGUUCAUGCCCGUGGUUCCCACAUCACAGCCGAUCCCCAGCAAUAUUCCAAACCGAUCGACAUUUGUGUGCCCGUAUUGUGGAGCGCGAAACCUGGACCAACAAGAGCUGGUGAAACACUGCAUGGAAAACCACCGCAAUGACCCCAACAAAGUGGUGUGUCCCGUGUGUUCAGCCAUGCCCUGGGGUGACCCCAGCUACAAGAGCUCCAACUUCCUGCAGCACCUCCUGCACCGGCACAAGUUUUCCUACGACACAUUUGUGGACUACAGUAUUGAUGAGGAGGCCGCACUGCAGGCAGCACUGGCCCUCUCUCUGUCUGAGAACUGAGAGUCCCGUCCCAGUAGCCUCCACCAAUCACCACCUCCAAUCCAAACACCAUAACCAAUCACCAUCACUUACCCCAACCUCUUUAACCAAUCACUUAUCUCUCUGCCUCCUUCAUGCUGCAGACGUAAACAAAAAGGAGCAUCAUUUUCAUCCUCUAGACUUUUUUCUUUUCUGUUUUUUUUUUUUUUCUUUCUCACUCCACAUUUCACCAGGUAGCUGCACGGCUGGUUCUGUACCUGGUGUUACAAUCACAUGAUGCUGAUCACAUGAUCUCCACAGUUUUCUACCCAGAAGUCCUCUCUUCCUUUACUGAUGGAGGAAGAGCAUUCAGUCAUUCAUAACUGCUGCAAUCAAUAACAACAGCAUUACAUCGUGUAUCUCGCAUCUUUGACAUAUAAUACAACAAGCUUCAAUUGAUGUUUGAGGGGGAAAGAACAAAACACCAUUUCAGCAUCACAGAUUUUCCUUCAGUUCUGUUUUUCUCUCUCUCUCUCUCUCUCUCUCUUGUUCAAACAUGGACAGAUGGCAGUGUAAGUAGGAAAAGCCAUCACACAUCUCACAGUAGACUGGAUGAGAGCAUUAUUCCAGGCUUGGAUGAUGUUGCUAGGCCAGCACCGAUGUCCUUACGCCAACUACCCCAUUAUUGCCAUGGUGACCGUAUAAAUGAUGGACACCUCAGUAACAGAGUCUCCUGUUGGCUAUACAUGAGUAAAAGAGAAAGAGAGAGAGAGAGAGGGUGCUCCAUCACUUUACUGUAAGCAGAAGGAAGCUGAGAUGAAUGGUGAUAGUACCUGCCUUGUGGGAAUGACUCAGCUUUAGGCAAUACUCAUACAGCAGAGAGAGAUGAUCCAAUGUUCACACCAUCACCAAUAUCACGACUUGGUCAUCACUAAACAUUCCCCCUUUCUUUCUUUCUUUUUUUUUUUUUAAUCUAGCUCGUCACGAACACUCACGAUUUUCUACAUGACUGAAUUCUAGUUCUAAUAUUCUUUUAUAGUUCUCCGACAGGAAGCUAGUACUGCUUUUAUCUUCACUCUGCUCUCUACUGGUUUACCUUGCUACAAUAAUAUUUUUUACAAAGCAUCAGAUUAGAAGAAUAUCUAUUUUUGGAAAAAUGUUUCCUUUAAAAUGGUGCACUAAUACUGAGGAAGUGAAACGUUUGGAGAUACGCUGAUUUGAACUUCUUUUUUAUAUAUCGGAGGUGGAGGAUAGACCAUGAGGCCACGGAGGGGAUGUAGAUGCAAAGCUCGACCACUAGGUGGCACUAAGUGUUAGCUCCACGGGAAGGCUGGCAUGAACCAUAGUCAUUCAGAGCCCAGUUUCAUGUCAUAUUUGCAUGAUGUGUGUAGUAGAUUUCACGCCCAGUGUUUAUUACCAGCAGGGAGUCAUUAUUUGGGUCUGGAUUAUCAGACUGAGAGGAUUUAUUGUAUGACAUUGUUACCCUUAGAGUGAUGGAUGUUAUGCUGAAUUAGACAGUGAGGUAUUGUGUAUGGCAGUACACAUUUAUUCCUUCUGCAGACAGAGGCAGAACGUAAUCCAAGCAUAGCAGUGGGGGGUUAAACCACUGGGCUUUGAACAUUUUCCGAUAAGCUACCACUGUCCCAUAUUGGGUCGCUGGUGAAAGACAAAUUGAGAACUGCCUGAAUCAAAAUUUGGUUAAAAAUAGUUAAACUGAAAUGGGACGUAGCCAUAUAUAUAUUUUUUUUCUUUUCAGAUUGACAGUAGGUUGUAAAGCUAACACAGGCACUGAAAGACAAUUAGAAAAUGUCUGUCACUGGCAGUCACUGUGUUUCAUCAGAUCCUUUUGUCUUAUAUAUGUAAUAUAUUUAAUUUAGCUUUGACUAUUCAAGCAUUUUAUCCUGAGCGUCUAUCACAAUCAUUUUGUAUUGUUUGUAUCUUCAAUUGAUGGUGAAGUUACGAAAUCAGUUUGUCCUGAACAUUUUGGCAGCCUGGCUGCAUGCAGAGAGAUGACUCACUGAGAAUGUGAUGGAUUUAGAGAAGACGCAAAAUGUUGGCAGUGAUUGGCGGGUGACGGCAUUCAGUUUUAUAUGUGAUUUCUUGUGAAUAGUUUCCAAUCAUUGAGUGCAUAAUCAUUGUUAUUUUCUUUUAAGGUUGUAAAGUUUCCUUUUUGUAAAUCGCUUGAUUAGAUGUCAUUUCUCCUGAUGUCUGCUUGUCCUCUAUCCUGUGUGUCCAUAACUCAUAACAGUGUUUGUAAUAUGAAGUUGUGCAACAAACACACCAGAGAAAUGAAGCCUCUGCCUUUAUGUGCUGGAGUCUUAGUACAAGCGUUACUGUUUAUAAGAGGCGGUUUAAUGGAAAGAAUUGAAACUUGUACAUAUGAAUAGUAAGAUUGAGACUGAGCUUUUACCUCGUUAUUAUUGCUGGGUUUAAACCUUGAGUGAGAAAGUGAGAUCAUCGUUACAGUACAAGCAGGUAAAAAUGUUGCACAUUGGUUCUAAUCAGUAGGGAUUUUGUCCUAGUAUUUUAAUUUGCCUAUAUACUGUAAAGGAGGCAUGUGCCGAUCAAUAUUGUUGCGAGGGCACUUUAAAUAAAUAUGAAAUAUUGUCACUGCUCAUGCGUUCCAUAUUAAAGGCGGCUCCUGAAGUAGGAAGCCUUUUCAAGUAGCAUUUGCACUCUUAAGAUAAAGUUUCCUUUAUGGUUAAGAUGCUAAAAUGUUUAGACACAGAGUGACAGAAAAAGCAGUGACACCACGUAAUUAUUAUGGAUAGUAAUUAUUAUGGAUUUGUGCAGAAUAAAUGUCCAUUUAAUGAUGUUAUUGCACUGGCUUCUAAAAUUCAAGGAAUUUAGUCAAAAUAUCUACAGAAUAUCUACAAUGCUGCAGUAAAUUGUAUAGGUGUAAUAUACAGUGAAUAUAAAAAGUCUACACACCCCUGUUACAAUUGCAAAACCAAUCUUUUCUGACCUGUAAUGUGAUACAGCAACCAACAAAAUUUAAAUGAAAAAACAAAUAGAAAUGUUUUGGGGGAAAAAAAGCAAAAGAAAAACUUGCAAUAACCUGGUUGCAUAAGUAAGCACACCCUUUUAAAAUGGAUGCCUGUGGUGUGACUGUGCUCAGGAUUAACCAAUCACAUUCAUUAAACUGAGGUUUAAAAUGAAAUAUCAUACACCUGUCAUUAAUAAAGUGAUUCAGAUUAACUCCAAAUAAAGUUCAGCUGUUCUGUAGGAUUUUCCAGAAAAAAAACCAUCCAAGCCUGCCUGGUAAAAUGUGUUAUUGUCUAAUGAGACCAAGUUAAAACUUUUUAGGCAUAAUUCUAAAAGAUAUGUUUAGCACAAAAAGUAGACCAUAGCCACAGUGAAGCAUGGUGGUGGCAGCAUCAUGCUAUGGGGCUGCUUCUCUUCAGCUGGGACUGGGGCUCUAGUCAAGAUAAAGAGAAUCAUGGAUGGCUCCAAAUUCCAAUCUAUUUUGACACAAACCCUGCAGGCCUUUGUUAGACAGCUGAAGAUGAAGAAAAAUGUCAACUUCCAGCACGAUAAUGACCCAAAGCACACACAAAAACAAAAGUCAACGAAGGAAUGGCUUCAGAAGAAGAUCAACAUUUUGAAAUGGUCCAAUCAGAGCCCACAUAUAAAUUCUAUAGAAAAGCUUUGGAAUGAUUUGAAGAGGGCUGUGCACAGGAGAUUCCCUCACGAUUUGGUAGAUCUGGAGCAUUUUUAAAAGGAAGAGUGGAACAAAACUGACAAAUGAAGAUGUGCUAAGUUGGUAGAAUCUUCCCCAAAAAGACCGAGUGCUGUAUUACAAGCAAAAGUUAAGGGGUGUGCAUACUUAUGUGACCAGGUUAUUGCUUUUUCACCCCUGACCCCCAAACAACAUUUCCAUUUGUUUUUCACUUGGUUUCACUUUUUUACAUCAUAAAAACCUGCAAUUUUAAGAGGAGUGUAUAGACUUUUUAUAUCCACUGUACCUGUCAGAUCUGGGCUUAUUUCAAGGAUUGCAGCUGCCACACUGUGGCACUCGUGGCGUCACUAAUGAUGAGAACAGGUGAAGGUAAUAUGUAGUCAUGUUUAUAAUAUUGCUAUAAUAUUUUAAGAGGUUAUAGUAAGAGCUUAAGCAGUUAUUGGAAUGAAAAUGUAAUAUCGGCACAUGCCUACCGCCAAGUGUGCUUUGUAACUGUCACAAAAGAUUGCGUUUUGGAGAAUGAUCAUUUUUUGUGACAUUUCUAGAUGACAGUAUAAUGGCAAACAUAAUAAUAAUAACAAUAAUAAUAAUAAUAACAAUAAUAAUAAUAAUUGCAUUUGGUGUAUGUGUGUGCAGUAAUGUGUUUAUUUGGCUUUAUAAGGGUGUUAAUAAGGAUUAUAAGGGUUUUUAAAGCUGCAGGUGGUGUGACUGUUGAAUGAGAGUCAUGUUCUCAUAAUUAAACACAGAGAGAAGAGAGUAUUUGGACUAAAAACUGCAGAAAUCUUUGGACGUUCCUUUCACUGUUCAAACUCAACAAUGACCUGCGGCUGCGUGACCCAUUUCCCCAAACUUUUUUACUUAUUUACUAUCAACGCUAUUUUCUAAGUGUUUGUAAUAUACCACGUGCAAAUAAUAUUCAUGUUCACUGCUGUAGCAUAACACGUAGGUUUUUAAACUUUUUAUAUAUGGCACUUUGCUUUUACUUUUUUUUUCCUGGCUCCCUUUGAGAACGAUACAAAGCGGAUCAUUUCCAUACGUGUGUGUCUCCCGCAUUGUGGGCCCGGAGUCCUGCAGGCUGAAGCAGGAGCUGGAGAAAUCAAUCACUCAGCAUCUCCUUUGGAGCUCGAAGUGGAGAAACAAGCAUUAUAUGGACGUCAGUGGAUAUAUGAGGACACAUGGCUUCUUGCUCAGGAGAGACUCAUUGUUUUCCUGUAGCUGUUAGUAGGAGCUUGCUUGUGGAGACAAAGAGAAGGACACCUCACAACAUAGCGGCUCCAUCAUUGAUCCAGUGACUGCAAGGCGUGUGUGUGUGUGUGUGUGCGCGCUAGAGAGAGAGCUAUCUCAAUGGAAAUAUGCAUUCAUGACGUAAUAAUGAUGAUAUAACAGUAAUAACGAUGAUUGAUAUGAUGCUAACACCAAUGUGGAGUUUUGAAGCUGUAACGCUGUUUGAGGUUUAAUAGGUUACUUAUAUGAUGUAUUUGUAGCAGUUUUUCCCCCUCAAUAAAACCACUGACCCAUCCUACUUA
Messenger RNA from Pangasianodon hypophthalmus (striped catfish), 6152 nucleotides. RefSeq names its product E3 ubiquitin-protein ligase RNF166. The record is from RefSeq and is a predicted model, not a curated record. Bases 93 to 989 code for a protein of 298 amino acids. Gene Ontology annotation, molecular function: ubiquitin protein ligase activity. NCBI's taxonomy places the organism in Eukaryota, Metazoa, Chordata, Actinopteri, Siluriformes, Pangasiidae. The transcript is spliced from 6 exons. Gene Ontology annotation, biological process: ubiquitin-dependent protein catabolic process; protein polyubiquitination.